Sardina pilchardus (European sardine) is the source of this 3371-nucleotide messenger RNA. RefSeq lists its product as uncharacterized. The transcript has 8 exons. Lineage: Eukaryota; Metazoa; Chordata; Actinopteri; Clupeiformes; Clupeidae. The coding region runs from base 78 to 1163 and encodes 361 amino acids. Gene Ontology annotation, molecular function: protein binding. The record is from RefSeq and is a predicted model, not a curated record.
AAUGAGGCCAGUCGAGUAAAAUAUCCGGAGUCUUGUGGUAGCACAACCACUUUCCAUCCCCCUGCACUCAAGGCAACAUGGAGGUGAAGGAUGCGCCUGUCAACGGUGGUGUGUCCAUCCUUCACACAGUCAGGGACGGGAAACAUCACUAUGAAGUCCAGACCGUCCUUAAGGACAAGAAAGCCAAGAAAGGAUUUUUUAUGAGGAGAGGAGAUACACUUCUGAAGAUCAAUGGCUUAGACUUGCAAGAUUUAUCUCCAGAGAUGUUUGCGGAGAAGUUGUCUGAGGGCAGUCCCAUGCUGACUCUACACCAGUCAAGCUCUGACCAAUCGGAGACGGUUCAUCAGACGCCCGAUGCCCUCCGUCCAGUCAAGAAGGAAGACCACAUCAUGGAACUGUGUCUGAGCACAUCCAGAGAGCUGGACGACUGCAGUGGCGACGAAGAUCUUCAGGUGGAAGAUGAAGAUCUCCAGGAGGAAGAUGAAGAUCUCCAGGAGGAAGACGAUUGUCUCCAGGAGGACGGCAUGCUGCUGCUGGUGGAGAUGGUGGGCACCAGCAUGUCGGUGGUGAGGGGAAGGGGCUGUGCCCAUGGGGAGACAUGCCAGGACUGUGGGGGCACCGACUGCAACCUUGAUGAAGUGGUUAUGACGUCCACGAAGGUCUCCUUAGUGUCGAGGGGAAUUUCUGAUUUUCUACAUGAUAAACAGCAAGAGAACAUUGCUUUGGAGGGUCUUCUGCCCCGUUUGUUUGUCAACUGUAAUGGCAAUCAGACAAGACUGAAAGAUAGACCAGCAAAGAUGACGAUCUACUACUACCAGUCCGACCACCUGGACGGUCCCUCUAAAGGGGUUCCUGUUGUAUUGAACUUCUCCGGGACUGACAAGUUCAUCCAAUGCUCCAGACAUCCAGACAGCCUUGAAGCAACCGUAAAUGUAAUGCCAUACGAAAAGAGCAAACUGAAAAGCAUCUCCAAGGAGGACCACGAAAGCUUGGCCUUUGUCUUCUACAUGAAAGCACAACGCUCCAGGGAGCGAAUCUUCGAGUCUGCACACUGUGAGGGCUUUUUCAUUCAUUCCAAAAACAAGGGUUUAACGGCAAGUAACAUGGACCUGGAUGAUACCUUCUACUUUAUCAUCCAUGAGGCCACGUAUUUGAGUUGUUGAGACUCAUACAUCUGCACUCCAGCUCCAGCCAUCAAGCAUCCUAGAUUUCUCCCCAUGAUGGUCCUCAGACCCUUAGCCACCUCCACUGAGCAUCCUAGAUUUCUCCUGUCCCGUAGUGCUGCUUAAUGGGACAAACACACUCUGGGUAAAGGUCAGGAGGCAGGGAGGCUACACCGGCCAUGGAACUGAAGCCUUCCACUCACAGAGCGUCUGCUGCAGCAAUUAGCCCCUGAUGUAAUCAGUGGAACUGUCCACACUAGACAUGAUGGCAGUGCAUACUGUAAUAUUACGCUCAAAAGAAUUAGACCAGUCCUCUAAACAUGUCAGUCUGUCCACACUAGACAUGAUGGCAGUGCAUAAUAUUACGCUCAAAAGAAUUAGACCAGUCCUCUAAACAUGUCAGUCUGUCUAUAGUCAAGAUGGCAGUGCAUACUGUAUGUUCAAAAGAAUAAGACCAGUCCUCUGAACAUAUAUGAUCAGUCUGUCUACACUUGACAUGAUGGCAGUGCAUACUGUAUGUUCAAAAGAAUUAGACCAGUCCUCUAAACAUAUAUGAUCAGUCUACAGUCUGAUGAUGUCUACACUUGACAUGAUGGCAGUGCAUAAGAACCUGAACAUGAACUAACUUUAGUGGUUCGUCAUUAUGUCGUCUCUGUAUAAUUUUGUGUGAAACUGGAACACCAAACCCACCGAGGCAAGAAGUGUAUGAUUAUUUAUUUGUGUAUUUUCAGUGCUAGACAAACAUGCAUUUGGAAAAUAAUGGAGCAUAUGUUUACAAUGCAAAAAUAUUAUUGGGAAUGUGUGUGUGUGUGUGUGUGUGUGUGUGUGUGUCUUUUAUCCAGAAAACUGUGGUGAUGUGCACGGUGCUGUUUGCUCUUUAUCUGACUAUGUGAUCCACAGGGAAGUAAUAAUGUAGCUAGUGUGGGCAAGCAGGCAGCCAGUGUUCUGUUGAACAUGUAGGAUGCAAGUAAGCUUUUAGAAAUCGAAUAAGUUAUUAAUGUGUGUUCACUGUUAUGCCUUAUGAAUAAAACAAAGGCUUUAUAUAUUGUUAAAAUGCAUCUGUAAUUAUAAAACAAAUCCCUAAGCUUAGGUCAUGUUCACUGUUACUGUUAUCUGAAAUGAUUAUUUAACCGUGUCAUCUUCACAUACUGUGGCUUCAUUUAUCACCAACGUAGAAACCAGCGCAAGUCUGAGCAGAGAAAGUAUCGUACGACGGGGCUUACGUGAGAUUCAUCAAACAUGCGUAUCACACUAAUCUCAUCGUACGAGCGAGCGGCUGUUGAUAAACACGGCGGCUGAAAUCAAUCGUAAUUAGCAUAUCACGCCUUCUAUACAAAACAGUUUAGAAGCCACACCCCUAGAGUUUACGACAUGGAGACACGAAAAUCGGCAAAGAAAAAAAAUGCACUGAGGCUCACGUCUCUGGUGAAUGCACACCGUUUAGUAUUGUUUGGCAGCAAGAAAGCAGGUAUUAGAAGCAAACAGAAGACAAAGGUAUGGAAAGAAAUAACAGUUGCAGUCAACAGCAUUUCAGAAGUCAAUCGGACUACAGCAGAGGUGUGUAUUUUAUUUUUUUUGCCAAUUUCUAUCUGUGAUGGUUAAUGAAACAUUUGAUACAACAGAAACAAAUAUAUAAUAAUUUUAUUUGAGAUCAGGUUAAGAAGAAAUGGUCCGACUUAAAGUUGGCCACCAAAACGUGUGUGGGUGCGUUAAGUCGUCUUUUUUAUAUAUACUGUAUAUAAAAAAGAAACAUAAACAUAGCUUACCCAAAGAUAUCAAUGUUAAAAGCGUAAAAUCGAUUCCUCUCUCCUCCUGAGAGCUCCUAGGUGGGGAGGUAGUGGUCAGGGAUCUCUGACCUUCUGAGGGGUAUAAAGCAGGUUCCCCCGGCUGACCCGAGACAGAGCCACCUGCGCUUUAGGAGCCCAAUGCAGCGCUCCACAGUGGCCCGUGUGCGCGGAUGUGCACUGUUAAAGUUCCUCUCCUGUUCCUGUUCUGUGUGGGGAUGUGCACUGUUAAAGUUCCUCUCCUGUUCCUGUUCUGUGUGGGGAUUUGCCAGAGGUGUAAUGAGGUACUCUGUCAGAGGGUAGCCUUUAUCACUUAGAUGAAUUACAUGGAAUUGUUAGAGUUCUUAUUGUCCUAAUUGUUUUGUGGAACAAUUAUAUGUAAACAAUGUAAACAUUUUGCCUGAUGAAGACCCAGUAGGGUCAU